AUGUCCUCAGUUCCCUCGCAUAUGGCAGCUACAAGCUUGCUGAAGAGAGGCUCGCCGACCGGCGAUGAGGAGGGGUCGAGCCCCAAGCGGCAGAAGACGGACGCCAAGCAGUCAGAACUACCAACACAUGAUGUUGACCCAUCGCUUCCAUGCGCAAGCAAAGUCAUUAUUCCUUCACUCGACUACCAAGCCAAAAGCGGUCUCGAACGUAGCAUAGGGCUCGCAUUACAGCACGUUGGCUUCGACGCUGCCACGCCUGAGGCCAUGGAAGGUUUCCUAGGCACAGUAGAGACCUACAUGGCUUCUUUUGUUGAGGAUCUUAAGCGCGUUGCUCUCGCUGCGCGUCGCGAUCAACCUACCCCGGCCGAUUUCGAGUCUACGAUGCAACGCUUUACCCUCAAGACAAAGGCCCUUAGACCUCAUACCCGUCAUCCCAUACCCAAGUCUAAACUUGAAGUCGAUUUUUUCGAUCCACUGGUUGAAGACCCAGACGCGCACACUACUUUACCCCUUCUCGGGGAAGAGUUAAGCGGCAAGCCCGAGAAGGAGGCCAAGUCAUAUAUCCCAAAGUCUUUUCCCGACUUCCCAAGCAAGCAUACCUAUAAAUAUACGCCUCAGGAAGACAACAGUGGACGUGAUCCUCAGAAGACGAGAGAAGAAGCUGCGAAGGCGUCCAAGCAGGGAGAGGAAGCCCUUCGUGGUUUGGUGCGGGCGGCAAAGAUUCGGAAACAGAAAGAGGUCAGGUCUUUGUCAGAACGUGACCCCAUGACUAAAGAGCGAUAUUCUCUCUGGGCUGCGGCCAUGGAAGGUUUCGUUAAGAAAGAGGGAGGACCGACAGGACAACUCGAAAUCGCCGACCACAGCAUGAUUGUCAACUCGGACGCGCGUCAUCUACGCAGAGAAGUUCAACGUCAGGGCAAGCGAGCUGCCGGCCAAGGGUAA
This is a messenger RNA of Colletotrichum truncatum, 942 nucleotides long. Its product is annotated as bromodomain associated protein. Gene Ontology annotation, biological process: transcription initiation at RNA polymerase II promoter. The record is from RefSeq and is a predicted model, not a curated record. Gene Ontology annotation, molecular function: protein heterodimerization activity. Gene Ontology annotation, cellular component: transcription factor TFIID complex. NCBI's taxonomy places the organism in Eukaryota, Fungi, Ascomycota, Sordariomycetes, Glomerellales, Glomerellaceae.